Lontra canadensis (Northern American river otter) is the source of this 2840-nucleotide messenger RNA. It is a transcript of the gene EPB41L4B, whose product is annotated as erythrocyte membrane protein band 4.1 like 4B. Gene Ontology annotation, molecular function: cytoskeletal protein binding. Bases 23 to 2719 code for a protein of 898 amino acids. The transcript has 26 exons. Lineage: Eukaryota; Metazoa; Chordata; Mammalia; Carnivora; Mustelidae. The record is from RefSeq and is a predicted model, not a curated record. Gene Ontology annotation, cellular component: cytoskeleton.
GCAGGGGGCGCCCCCAGCCAGGAUGCUGCGGUUCCUGCGCCGGACCUUUGGCCGCCGCUCCAUGCAGCGCUACGCGCGGGGCGCGGCGGGGCGCGGGGCCGCGGGGCUGGGGGACGAGCGCGACGGGGGGCCGCGGGGGGGCCUGGCCGCUGCCGCCGCCUCCUCGACGCUGCCCGCCGCGCCGGGGGGCAGCGUGUUCCCGGCCGGCGGCGGGCCCCUGCUCACGGGCGGCGCGGCCGUGCACAUCUCCGCCGCCGGCGCUGCCAAGGCCACCCUGUACUGCCGCGUCUUCCUGCUCGACGGGACCGAAGUGAGCGUGGACCUGCCGAAACAUGCCAAAGGCCAGGAUCUGUUCGAUCAGAUUGUGUACCACUUGGACCUCGUGGAAACAGAUUACUUCGGCCUCCAGUUCCUCGACUCUUCGCAGGUUACUCACUGGCUGGAUCAUUCCAAACCCAUAAAAAAGCAGAUGAAAAUUGGACCUUCUUAUGCUUUGCACUUUCGAGUUAAAUAUUACUCUUCGGAACCAAACAACCUUCGUGAAGAGUUUACAAGGUACCUGUUUGUUUUACAACUCAGGCAUGACAUUCUUUCAGGAAAAUUGAAAUGCCCCUAUGAAACGGCUGUGGAAUUAGCUGCUCUCUGUCUACAAGCGGAGCUGGGGGAGUGCGAGCUUCCAGAACACACGCCAGAGCUUGUGUCUGAGUUUCGGUUCAUUCCAAAUCAGACAGAAGCGAUGGAAUUUGAUAUCUUCCAGAGAUGGAAAGAGUGCAGGGGAAAGAGCCCUGCCCAGGCGGAGCUGUCCUAUCUGAAUAAAGCGAAGUGGCUGGAAAUGUAUGGGGUAGACAUGCACGUUGUCAGGGGGAGAGAUGGCUGUGAAUAUUCUCUUGGACUGACCCCGACAGGCAUAUUAAUCUUUGAAGGAGCUAACAAAAUAGGCUUAUUCUUUUGGCCUAAAAUUACCAAAAUGGAUUUUAAAAAGAGCAAAUUGACGCUGGUGGUGGUAGAGGACGAUGACCAGGGCCGGGAGCAGGAGCACACGUUCGUGUUCAGGCUGGACAGCGCCCGGACCUGCAAGCACCUCUGGAAAUGCGCCGUGGAGCAUCACGCCUUCUUCCGCUUGCGCACGCCGGGGAAUAGCAAAUCCAACAGAUCAGACUUCAUCCGGCUGGGGUCUCGCUUCAGAUUCAGCGGGCGGACAGAGUAUCAAGCCACGCAUGGCGCCAGGUUACGAAGAACCAGCACCUUCGAGCGGAAGCCUAGUAAACGCUAUCCAUCCCGGAGACAUUCAACGUUCAAAGCAACCAACCCGGUGAUAGCAGCUCAGUUCUGCUCUAAAACAAAUCCCGAAGUCCAUAAUUACCAGCCUCAGUACCAUCCCACUAUCCACCCCGGCCAGCCUCGGUGGCACCCUCACUCUCCAAAUGUAAGCUACCCGCUCCCUUCCCCAGGGCUCAGCAGCUCAGACCGGCUGCCUUUCGGCGUCGAGGAGAAUGGGGUCCCCAGCCGAGCCUCAGCCAGGCACCAUCACCACCACCACCAGCACCAGCACCAGCACCACCCGAACUAUGGCCUCUCGCUGACUCUGGAGAACAAGGAGGGGCCUUCCAGGUCUCCAAACUCCAGCAGUAAAUCCCUGACAAAACUGAGUCCAGGACCACCUGCCCUGUUCAGCGAAGCUGCAGCCCAUCUAAAGAAGCUGGAACUGGAGACGGUGAAGGCCCCUGGACCCUGGCCUGCUCUGCACAUCAACAUCAACAAGGCUGAAGAGAAAAAAGUAUCCGAGAAGACUCUUCAGACCCCGCUUCUGCCUUCCCCUGUCGCCGACCACGUGAAGUGUAACAUUUUGAAAGCCCAGCUGGAGAACGCAUCCCGAGUGAGUGCCCAGGUUGGAAAAGAGGAAUCAACAUUUGUAAAUAUCAAUAAGAAAUCCAGUCUUCAGGAUGCUAAUGUAAGAAGUCCUAUUCCCAUACGUGUGGAAACUACCCAGCCAGCAGUAGAAAAGCCGGAAAUCAAGCCUCCCCGAGUGAGGAAGUUAACAAGACAAUACAGUUUUAACCACAGUGAUGAAGACGACCUCCCUCCUGACCUGGCCGAGGCAGUAGGAGCGCCCACCGCCGCAGCCACAAAUACCACCGCGGCCACCACGGUCUCCAUGCCACUGGUGUCCCCCAAGGGCCACAAACUCAGCUCACCUCAGAAUUCAGAAAGCAAGGGCCAGCUGUCCCCAGGGGCCAAGAGUCCCUCUGACCGAGGAGGUGCCUUUACCUUGGAGCCAGGCGAUCUCCUGAUGGACUUCACGGAAGCUACUCCUCUGGCAGAGCCCGCCAGCGCCCCCCACUGUGCCCACCCUCGCUGUUCUCCUCCACUCUCUCCCCCCAUGAAGGAAGAGACCACUGGAGUUUGCAUGCACCCUCCAAUCAAAACGAGGCUGAUAAAAACAUUCCCGGCUGAUCCAGUGGCCCCAUUUCCCGAUGUUUUCAAUUCAGGGCCACAGUUCACUGCGGACUUUAGAGACAGUAAAUUACCAUGCUGUCCUGGCCAGUCUUCCCCACUGAUUCCGGCAGUGACCCUGAGGCCUUUGACAGAGACCAUCUCCACAGUGCAGACCAUCUACACCACCCGGAAGCCCGUUUCUCUGGCAGCCAGUGCAGAGACGCUCCGGCAGGAACUGGAGAGAGAGAAAAUGAUGAAAAGACUGUUGAUGACCGAACUGUGAAAUUCUCCCCUUGUGGCCUGGAGGAUGGCAUGGUGCCUUCUGUCCGUUUUCUUUCUUCGGGCUUUGUGUGCUCACUUCAGCACAGCACAGAGAUGUGUGCUCUGUUUGCCCAGGUCUCAGA